Messenger RNA from Cinclus cinclus, 2222 nucleotides. It is a transcript of the gene MAEA, whose product is annotated as macrophage erythroblast attacher, E3 ubiquitin ligase. Gene Ontology annotation, molecular function: protein binding; ubiquitin protein ligase activity. NCBI's taxonomy places the organism in Eukaryota, Metazoa, Chordata, Aves, Passeriformes, Cinclidae. The record is from RefSeq and is a predicted model, not a curated record. The coding region runs from base 11 to 910 and encodes 299 amino acids. Gene Ontology annotation, cellular component: GID complex; cytoplasm; nucleus. Gene Ontology annotation, biological process: proteasome-mediated ubiquitin-dependent protein catabolic process. The transcript is spliced from 7 exons.
CCGAUCCAAGAUGGCGGUGCAGGAAUCAGCUGCUCAGCUCUCAAUGACUCUGAAGGUGCAGGAGUACCCCACUCUCAAGGUGCCAUAUGAAACACUGAACAAACGGUUUCGAGCUGCGCAGAAGAACAUUGAUCGCGAGACCAGCCACGUCACCAUGGUGGUGGCGGAGCUGGAGAAGACGCUGAGCAGUUGUCCUGCUGUGGACUCAGUUGUCAGUCUCCUGGAUGGAGUCGUGGAAAAACUCAGCGUUCUGAAACGCAAGGCCGUUGAGUCAAUCCAGGCUGAAGAUGAAAGUGCAAAGCUCUGCAAACGCAGGAUUGAACAUCUGAAGGAGCACAGCAGUGACCAGCCAGCUGCUGCCAACAUGUGGAAGAAGAAACGCAUGGAUCGUAUGAUGGUGGAACAUCUCCUGCGCUGUGGCUACUACAACACUGCUGUAAAACUAGCCAGACAAAGUGGGAUUGAGGACUUGGUAAAUAUUGAGAUGUUUCUGACUGCUAAAGAAGUGGAAGAGUCAUUGGAAAGACAAGAGACUAUGACUUGCUUGGCUUGGUGUCAUGACAACAAAUCCAGACUUAGAAAAAUGAAGAGCUGUCUGGAGUUCAGCCUAAGGAUUCAGGAGUUCAUUGAACUCAUUCGACAGAACAAGAGACUGGAUGCUGUGAGACAUGCAAGGAAGCACUUCAGUCAGGCUGAGGGAAGCCAGCUGGAUGAGGUUCGACAGGUGAUGGGAAUGUUGGCCUUUCCUUCAGACACUCAUAUCUCUCCCUAUAAGGACUUCAAGGAAAACAUUUACCAUUGUGGCAAAACAAGCUGUUUCCUUCGAUAUCCAUUGAACAAUCUUAUGUCACUUCACCUUCCACUAGACCAGAUUUCUUGGAGCCAAAUCCAACCUGGCCUUGAACAGUAGAAUCAUUAAAUUUUAAAGGUUGGAAAAGGUCUCUUGAGAUCAUCCAGUCCAACCAUCAACCCCCCCCAGCCCAGAACCACCACUAAACCAUGUCCUCAUCUGCCCUGUCCACAUGGUUUUCUCCAGGCUAAACACGUCCUCAGCUGCUCCUUAUCAGACUUGUGCUCCAGACCCUUCCCCAGCUCUGUGCCCUUCUCUGGACCCACUCCAGCACCUCAGUGUCCUUGUGGGGGGUCUAAAACUGAACACAGGACCUGAGGUGUGACCUUAGCAGUGGCAAGUUCUACAGAUGGAACAUCCACAGCCUCUCUGGGCAGCCUGGUCCAGUGUCUCACCACCCUGAGAGCUUCUUGCUAAUGCCCAAUCCAAGCCUGUUCUCUUUCUGUUUGAAGCCCUUCUCCUUGUCCUGUCACUCCAUGGCCUUGUCACAGGUCCCUCUCCAGAUCUCAUGUAGCACCUUUUGGUACUAGAAGGUGCUGUAAGGUGUCCCCAGAUUGUUUCUCCUAGUUCCCUCGAAGUGUGGCGUGCAGAGUUGACAAUAUGAUCAGUAUAGUAUCUAUAUGAUAAAUAUUAUAUAAAGGUGAAUAAAUAUUGUCACUCCUCCUGACCAAAAUGCAGGUUAUGGAUUCAAAGAAUAAGAAAGAAGGGUGUCUGCCUAUAUAGAUGACACCAAGUUUAUUUUCAAAGCAUCUUAACUUCUUACAUGACUCUUUCACAGCAUUGCUUUUAGAGCUUAGUAUAUCCUUGACCUGUGUGUUUAGUUCUUACUUCCAUGAAGAGAAAAAUCCUGACUUUUAGGUAACAGAGCAUUAAAGAAUUUUCUCUCUAAAUGAGUAGUUUAUGUAAUUGUUUUUUCUCUAACCUGGGGUUGGGCCAGCUUCUUCAGAUUGAAAUCUUUUUAAGAAAUUCUGUAAGUAUUAUGUACUGCAAAUGAUUACCAGCAGAAUUAGCAUGCCUUAAGUUGAAAAGCAGUUCUGACUUUUUGAUGUGAAUGGUUUAGAGGCUGAAAAAGAAACAUUCCACAUUACUAAUGUUGUUUCCUAAGUAGUCCAGUAUUCUAGGAAACAAAAUGGAAGAAGUAACCUGCAUACAUUGAUUAGAACAUUUGGUAGAUGAUAUUGGAGAUUGAAUAUUGCUCCAGAUAUUUCAAAUAAUACUUGUUUUAAUCUGUCUUUUUAAACACUAUGCAUUGGGGUGUCCACUUCUGUUUGGUGAUGGGUUUGUGCAAGUGAGUUUUGCACGAUUUGCCACUCCCAGGCUUUCCCCCCCUGGAAUAAUUAGAUUGAAAGCAACUUAUAGUUGUGUUGUUUUU